GAAAUUGUUAAAAAUUGAAAUAUCCAUUUGUCUGUUAAGAAAAGUUUUUUUUUGGUAAAAAAUAGGCAAAAAAUAUGAAAAAUACAAAAAUAAGUGAUCGUUUUUUACAUCAUUCAUUAGACGAUGGAAAAGUUAUUAAAAAGAAAAAGAAAGUAUGCGGAAUUCCUAGGCUUCGUUCAAGUUUAAAGCCUGGAGUUAUUUGUAUAAUUCUUGCAGGUCGGUAUAGUGGAAAACGGGUAGUACUUUUAAAGCAACUGGAGGAUACUAUUGUUGUUACAGGCCCUUUUAGAAUCAAUGGUGUUCCUCUUCGUAGAGUAAAUCCAUCAUAUGUAAUUGCAUGUUCUGGAAUAACAGUUGAUGUUUCUUCAUUGGAUCUCUCGAAGUAUACAAAGGAAUAUUUUUCUCGAGAUUCUAAAUCAAAAAAACGUCUUAAAAAAGCAGUUACAGAAGAAAAUUUUUUUGACCAAAAAAGAAAAAAGCAGCUUGAUAGUUCACGCAUUUUGGAUCAGAAAGCCGUUGAUGAACCUAUUAUUAACUCGAUUUCUAAGGUUCCGUAUUUGACAAAAUAUCUUUCAUCAUCUUUUUCUCUCAAUAAAGGUGAUUUACCUCAUUUGAUGAAAUUUUGAGUAGAGG
Messenger RNA from Pneumocystis murina B123, 633 nucleotides. RefSeq lists its product as hypothetical. Gene Ontology annotation, molecular function: structural constituent of ribosome; RNA binding. Gene Ontology annotation, cellular component: ribosome; cytosolic large ribosomal subunit. Gene Ontology annotation, biological process: cytoplasmic translation; ribosomal large subunit assembly. The coding region runs from base 75 to 626 and encodes 183 amino acids. The record is from RefSeq and is a predicted model, not a curated record. Lineage: Eukaryota; Fungi; Ascomycota; Pneumocystomycetes; Pneumocystales; Pneumocystaceae. The transcript is spliced from 4 exons.